Molecule: messenger RNA, 1424 nt
Organism: Schistocerca gregaria
Lineage: Eukaryota; Metazoa; Arthropoda; Insecta; Orthoptera; Acrididae
Exons: 3
Coding region: 113-481 (122 amino acids)
Molecular function (GO): protein binding
Source: RefSeq, a predicted model, not a curated record
AUGGAACUCGUUCUGAGCUCUUUGCGCACACGUAGUUGAAGCUACGAGCCAGUUAGUGUUGUAGUGUGAAACGGCAAGGUUCCAGCAGUAGUGCGUCGUCCGCCCUGGCCAAAUGCUCGACAGGUUACCCGUUGAGGUUGCCGUUAUGAUACUUAGGAAACUGGACAGCACGUCCCUGUUGGCAGCGAACAGGGCCUGCCCUACGUGGGCGACCGUCAUUCAGGGCCACCGCGUGCUUCAGCUGCGGCUGCGGCGCCGGCAGCGGCAAGAGCGGCUCCUGCUGCACCACACGGAGGCGACGCUCGCCGCCUCGAGGCACCAGCGACACGAGAAACAACGAGUACCUGAAGGCAAUUACGUCGUUAACUACGAAUGUGUGACGCGGCCGAAUCGUCUGAAGAUGAGUCCGGAUGACAAUAAGCUGCCUUGUGUGCGUCACAUUUCCAUUGCGCCUUCGUAUGAAGUCCCUGUUGAUUCGUAACAUAGGGGCACUCGGUGCUUGCGGACAACUUAGUUGCACCGCGUCGUGUGUUUACUGCUGGAAAGUUAGUAAUGGGAACUGGAAAUCGCACAUCCUAAGCAAUGCCUCACAACUGCUCACUAUUUGAAGCUGUUACUCCAAUUCCUAUACGAGGCAAAGUCGUUGUGAAGAGGUUACAUCGAAAUUAGAAUCUUAGUGUGGCCCACCUGUUACGACGUUCCUCUACAUUACGGAUCCUGAGAAAAUCAUGCCUGUUUGGCAUAAGGGAGGCGAGACGGACUCAUUGUUUCUAACUAGCUACUGCUGGACAUACGCCGGCAACGGUGUUCAGAUCCUACCGUUCAGGCAUUGUUGACAUACCAGUAGUUACUGCGGAUGGGACUGAUCCUAACAAAAAUUUACACUUCUUUGACGGCCAUCCAACUUUGGUAGCAAAUGUACAGCUUACGAACUGUCUUUUUUUUAGGCUUAAACUAACGACGCUCUUUUAAUAACAGCCUUUCGAGGCUCAGAAUGGAUGAUACAUGAUAUUUUCCGCGAUAAGAUAAUGAAGUGGCGAGCCUACAACGUUGAGGGCGUCUGGAAGAGUCCACAGACUUCAACUGUGCUCAAGUAACGCCUGUACGAGCACGCUGCACAUACGAUGACGCCGGCUUAGAGCAGCUCAGUGUGUAUUAGCCAGUUCACGUUUAAAAAUGCUAAAGAGACUCUGCAUCGAGAUACAAGUAGCAGUGAAGUAUGGAUUUACGCCAGUUUUUCGAAAUUUUAUCAAACAGUUGACUUAAAUUGUUCGCAAUUAGAGCUUUGCUUAGCGUGUAAAAUACCUGCUGUUCGACUUUCUUUUCUAUGAUGAGAUUAUUGUAAUAAUAAAAACUGAUCAUAGAAUAAAGAAAAAAUAAAUAAUUCGAUACAGAAAUGGUACAGCAAGAUAAAAGUUUAAUCA